AUGGCACAAAGAGAUUUAACAUUUAACGCACCUCAUUCUGGUGAAGAGGAGGGUUUAGACAACCCUUUCGUUGCACCAGGGGAGGAUGAAUCAAGCUCAUUUGGUUCUAAUCAACAAUCAUUUAGUCAGCUGGAAGAAGGGGCACAAUAUGACAGGCCCUACAAUGAGUAUAAUGGAUAUUAUUCGUCACAAAAUGGAACAACAUCGAACUUACUUUCUCAUAAUAACAGCUCUUCUAGUGAUGAUCAAACCCAUAACUUGCUCUCAGCAAAUACUCCACCUCAAACAUCCAUUCAAGCUCCACCUGAAUACGACAGAUAUCCUUCUAUGGCUGGAUCAAGAGUUGUAUCCUCAAGCUCAUUAUCUUCUCACUUCCAUCAACAAAAGGCUCCUCAGAAGUCUUCAGACGAGGAUGACUCAGCAAGUUCUAACAAGUCAUCCAAUCCAUUUUUACAUACUGCCGAUUUCAGUCCCUUCGGAGGUUAUCCAGCCUCUUCAUUUCCUUUGCAUAUUGAUGAGAAAGAACAGGACGAUUACUUGCACAAUCCAGAUCCAAUAAGGGAUGCCGAAUAUGAUAAGAACAGGUUUAUAUAUGAUUUGAAAAAUAUGGACAAAAGAUCAAUGGGUGGGUUUUUAGGUGUCAUAUUUUUACUUGUUGCAGCGGUAAUGGUUUUUAUAAUCUUACCGGUAUUGACGUAUUCUGGUAUCACUCAUCAUUAUGUUCCUCAAACGUAUGAGGUGUUAACUCAUUAUAAGUAUCCUAUACUAAGUGCUAUCAGGACUAGUCUUAUUGACCCUGACACUCCUCCAAGUGAAUAUACUAGAAAGAACAAGAAUGGAGACGAAUGGAAAUUGGUAUUUUCGGAUGAAUUCGAUGCUGAAGGGAGAACUUUCUACGAAGGUGAUGAUCAAUUUUUUACAGCUGUUGACUUAAAUUAUGGUGCUACACAUGAUUUGGAGUGGUACGAUCCCGAUGCAGCUACAACUGAAAAAGGAACUCUCAAUCUUAGAAUGGAUGCUUAUAAAAAUCAUGACUUAUUUUACAGAUCUGCGAUGGUUCAAAGUUGGAAUAAAAUGUGUUUUACUCAAGGAAUAUUGGAGAUUUCAGCUAGGUUACCGCAUUAUUUUAACGUAUCUGGUUUGUGGCCUGGUUUGUGGACUAUGGGAAAUUUGGGUCGGCCUGGAUAUUUAGCCUCCACCGAUGGUGUAUGGCCGUACACUUACGAAGCGUGUGAUGCCGGGAUUACACCGAAUCAGUCAUCGCCUGAUGGUAUUUCAUAUUUGCCUGGACAAAGAUUGAACUCUUGUACAUGUCCUGGUGAGAAGCAUCCAAAUCCCGGCACUGGUAGAGGUGCACCUGAAAUCGAUAUUCUUGAAGGUGAGAUUGACGCUGACAUGAGAGGUGUCGCAUCACAAUCGAUGCAGAUAGCGCCUUUCGAUAUUUGGUAUUACCCAGAUUAUAAUUUCGUUGAAAUACAUAAUCAUUCCGUUACCAAUAUAAAUACUUAUACUGGUGGUCCCUUUCAACAAGCUGUUUCUGGAGUAACUGUAUUGAAUAGUGACUGGUAUGAAAAAGGUGGAAAUGAAAAUGGAUACCAGUCAUACGCAUAUGAAUACUUGAAUGAUAAAGACGACGGGUAUGUUACUUGGUAUGUUGGAGAAAAUCCUACCUUGACUGUUCACUCUUAUGCCUUGGCACCAAAUGGUAACAUUGAUUGGAGGUAUAUAUCGAAAGAACCUAUGGCUGUUGUCAUGAACUUGGGUAUAUCGAAUAACUGGGCAUAUAUUAACUGGCCCGCACUCAACUUUCCAGCCACUAUGAGUGUCGAUUAUGUCAGAGUUUACCAACCCAAAGACUCUAUCAAUAUAGGCUGUGAUCCGGAUGAUUACCCUACCAGCGAUUAUAUCGAGGAACAUCCAAACUUAUACGCAAACGUGAAUUUAACAAGUUAUGUGGACGGUGGUUAUAGUUAUCCUAAGAAUAAAUUGGUUCACGGAUGCUGA
Molecule: messenger RNA, 2004 nt
Organism: Priceomyces carsonii
Lineage: Eukaryota; Fungi; Ascomycota; Pichiomycetes; Serinales; Debaryomycetaceae
Gene: SKN2
Product: Skn2p
Exons: 1
Coding region: 1-2004 (667 amino acids)
Biological process (GO): fungal-type cell wall organization; (1->6)-beta-D-glucan biosynthetic process
Cellular component (GO): endoplasmic reticulum membrane; plasma membrane
Molecular function (GO): glucosidase activity
Source: RefSeq, a predicted model, not a curated record